AUGACCUUUUGGCGAAUAGACAUUCUCGGCUUGGUUGCCUCAGUGAUUUUGUUCAACAAUAUCAUCGUAAGAACUUCCCCACCACUUUUCGUAAGGAAACUCCAUUCCUUAUUAGUAUUUGGUCUCAUUUUCUGGACUGAACCACCAAAGUCGACAAGCUCUGUUGUUAUUGAUCAUUUCAAUUACUCCAAUUUGAUAGAGGAGGUUAUAUGCAACGAAAAUUUCCAAGGCUCUAUGGCAGCCGUCCAAUUGAGACACCUUAUCGAGGAUUAG
Molecule: messenger RNA, 273 nt
Organism: Botrytis fragariae
Lineage: Eukaryota; Fungi; Ascomycota; Leotiomycetes; Helotiales; Sclerotiniaceae
Exons: 2
Coding region: 1-273 (90 amino acids)
Source: RefSeq, a predicted model, not a curated record